CCCGCUUUACAUUAGUAAGAAUGAAAAUGAAAUGUGUCUGUUGCUGGUGGAUUAAUUUAUCACUUUCCUUGAAACUGGUGAACCCCAAAAGUUAGACAGCAAUUGGAAAAUACUGCCAUUGUCUGUUGAGAAGUCUAUGACAUUUUAAGGCAAGAAUGAAUGUAUGGAAGAGUUUCUUCUUUACUAACAAAAGGGAAAGCCUGGAAGUGAAUGAUAUGGGUAUAAUUUAAGAAAGAAAAAAACCUUUACGUAACGUUUUUGCUGGGAGAGAAGACUACGAAGCACAUUUUCCAGGAAGUGUGGGCUGCGAUGAUUGUAUGCUCUUAACUAAUUCUGAGUAAGGUGGCCACUUUGACAGUCUUCUCAUGCUGCCGCUGUCACCUUCUCCAGCAGAAGAUAUUUCAACUCUAAGGCAGCAUGAUCGAAACAUACAGCCAACCUUCUCCCCGACCUGUGAAUAGUGGACCACCCGUCAGUAUGAAAAUUUUCAUGUAUUUACUUACUGUUUUUCUUAUCACCCAGAUGAUUGGGUCCGCACUUUUUGCUGUGUAUCUUCACAGAAGAUUGGACAAGAUAGAAGAUGAAAGGAAUCUUCAUGAAGAUUUUGUGUUCAUGAAAAUGCUACAGAGGUGCAACAAAGGAGAGAAGUCCCUAUCCUUACUGAACUGUGAGGAAAUUAGAAGCCAGUUUGAAGCCCUUGUCAAGGAUAUAACGGGAUAUGAAGUGAAAGAGAAAGAAAAAAACUUUCAACAUCAAAAAGGUGAUCAGGAUCCUCAAAUUGCAGCGCAUGUCAUAAGUGAGGCCAGUAGUAAAACAGCAUCUGUUCUACAGUGGGCCCAAAAAGGAUAUUACACUAUGAGCAACAACUUGGUAACCCUCGAGAAUGGGAAACAGCUGGCUGUUAAAAGACAAGGACUCUAUUAUAUCUAUGCCCAAGUCACCUUCUGUUCCAAUCGGGAAGCUGCAAGUCAAGCUCCAUUUAUAGCCAGCCUCUGCCUGAAGUCCCCGAGUGGAUCUGAGAGAAUCUUACUUAGAGCGGCAAAUACCCACAGUUCCUCCAAACCUUGCGGGCAACAAUCCAUUCACUUGGGAGGAGUAUUUGAAUUGCAACCAGGUGCUUCAGUGUUUGUCAAUGUGACUGAUCCAAGCCAAGUGAGCCAUGGGACCGGCUUCACAUAUUUUGGCUUACUCAAACUCUGAACACUGUAACCUCGCAGGCUGCCACUGAGCAGAUGCUGGUAGUCUUCAUAAUACAGCAAAGCAGUUAAGACAACCCCCUGUUGAACUGCCUAUUUAUAACUCUAGGAUCCUCCCCACGGAGAACUAUUUAUUAUACACCCCAAGGCAUAUAGGGCUGCAAUAAGUGAAUUAUGGGUGGGGUGAAACCAAAGAGGACCCCGUUCCCUAUGAGCUUAUAUUCUGAAGCAGUAACCCAACUGAUACAGACAUCCAGAGAUGCCAAUGAAAAGACAAGGCCAUUAAGCACAGAUUGAAUUCUGAGUAAAUAGCAAAUUAUUAGCCAAGUUUAGUUUUUUAGUUGU
Pipistrellus kuhlii (Kuhl's pipistrelle) is the source of this 1541-nucleotide messenger RNA. RefSeq names its product CD40 ligand (gene CD40LG). Gene Ontology annotation, molecular function: tumor necrosis factor receptor binding. The record is from RefSeq and is a predicted model, not a curated record. The coding region runs from base 418 to 1200 and encodes 260 amino acids. Gene Ontology annotation, biological process: immune response. The transcript is spliced from 5 exons. Gene Ontology annotation, cellular component: membrane. NCBI's taxonomy places the organism in Eukaryota, Metazoa, Chordata, Mammalia, Chiroptera, Vespertilionidae.